GAAAGGAAGUUGAAUGUGUGGUAAAGGAGAAGGGGAGAGAUUAUUGACGUCAAUGCGAAGUCAUUGACGUCACUACUUCAACAGGGAAAACUCAGGCCUGGGGAAAACUGGACUAGAGUAGAAACAACAGUAAUAAUGCACAGCGGAUGUAAGUUCAACAUGGCAGCCGUCCGGGGCCUUACGUGGGAUAAAACUCAUCAUUUUCUUCGUGGUUGCUGUGUUUUGACUAGCAGGAUUCCGGGCAAUGCUAGAGGUAUAUCACAAGAGAAAAUGCAUGUUCUAACAUCGGAACACGGGUUGUUUAGAAAGGUAAGAUUUUCCAGCUGUAAAUUUGCUUCAAGUAUUGUGGUGCUUUAAAAUCCUGGCCAGGUGUUGAUCACUGAUAGUUCUGAGACUCAUGUAUACGAUGAUCGAUGUAGUUGAUUGUAGCUCAAACGAUUUCUUCUAUUUUAGAUUAAUUUGAAAAGUUCUAAAGUGUGGCUUAUUAAUUUUGAUCUAAGAAGCACGGAGAAAUUUCAAUUUCGGAAAACAGACACUACAUAAAAUUUUGGUGAAAAUCAACUGAACCUGAUCAACGGCAAGAAACUGAGGCUAAGCUCUUAGAAUGACUAGCAUCUAAUUUCUCCAUGCAAUAUCACUCCUGAAUCAAACGUUAAGGUCAGGGGAAUUAAUGGAUUGAUCACACUAACUCAAGAAGCUCUUGAUUGUUGAACAACUGAAUUCUUUUUGUCAGCACCUUAGAAAAUUUAUAGAGAACAGUCUUGAGAAUAUACAUACUGAUGUUAGGCUGUAAAAGGUUAACUGGCUUGUGGUUCAGAUAAAUUUGCUUAAUCUUUGUCAACCCUUUAAAAAUAUCAAGAAGGAGGUGGUGUUUACUCCAGAGGUUUACAAACUUGUUGCUUUUCCUUUAAGGGAAUUCGUGGUUCAUUGUGUACUCAAGGUCCAUUCAAAGUCAUGUCGUUCUUGCGACCAAUGAGUAGCCAAUCACAAGGCAGCUUUUUGGCAGACCUUAAGUCCAGCCCAUCAUCAGCUUUAUAUCUUGGCUUUUCUGGUGCCAUCCCUUUCUGCAGCUUGGCUACCAUGGCAUUUAUUUCUCCAGAACACUUAAAUCUGAUUGCUCAUGCACAACAAGCAUAUGGGGCAUGCAUUCUGUCAUUUCUUGGUGCAGUACAUUGGGGUUACACCCUACCAAAGACUAGUGAACUUAAACCAGACUGGAACACUCUUGGAUACAGUGUAACUCCAUCUCUCAUUGCCUGGUUGUCUUUACUUAUGAAUCCUGCACCAGGACUGACAACAUUGUGUUUUGGGCUUGCUGUAGCUUUGUGGAAAGAUUUGAGGACAAGUUGUUUUCCCUCAUGGUACAUUGCUUUACGAAAAGCUCUCUCAACUUUGGCAGUGACUUCAGUUGGUUUGACUGCUGCAGUCUUGUAUUUUCAAUAGUCAGACAUAUGUGACUCUUAUAGAGAGGUUCAUUGAUAUUUCUGUAUAAUUUUGCAAAAUAAAUGAAUUGAAAUUUG
Pocillopora damicornis (cauliflower coral) is the source of this 1520-nucleotide messenger RNA. Its product is annotated as transmembrane protein 69. NCBI's taxonomy places the organism in Eukaryota, Metazoa, Cnidaria, Anthozoa, Scleractinia, Pocilloporidae. The record is from RefSeq and is a predicted model, not a curated record.